AAUUAAAAUUACCGGACAGUGGAUGGGCCUAGCCAUGAGAUGAUGGGCCAAUAAACGCUGGACGAAACUUAAUGGCUGAUUCACCAGAAAAUUAGGCUUAUUGCCAUUGCUGAGUUGGGGGGUGCGUUGUGGACCGACUGAGUCGAGAACGAGUCGGAGAAAAACAGCUAUUUGCCAAUUAACGGGGAAAACAGUAAACACUAAAAACCAACAAUGGCAUCAUCCAUUUGCCUAUCCUUAUCGCCGCCGUCUAAAACUCUAGCUCCGCCUUCCACUUCCACCAGCCGUGGUUGCAAAUGCUGCUCCGUCGUCUCCGUUUCAAAAUGCCAUAAACCGACGAGGAGAAAGAGGCAGCAGGUGAUUUGUACGGCUCCUGAGGAAGAGAAAUUGACUCGUCGUAAUCCCCUCGAUUUCCCCAUUGAAUGGGAGAGGCCUAAACCAGGGCGUAGAACUGACAUUUUCCCUCAAUUCAGUCCCAUGAAAACACCAUUACUGGCGCCAAUGCCAUAUGAUCCUCCCGAAGAAAAUGAAGAAGAAGAGGAAGAAAAGAAAGAGGAAGAAGAGGAAGAUCUAGAAAAGGAACAGGAACCCGAAAACCCCGAAAAGCAGUCAUGAGAAACGAUGGUUAGUACUUGGUUAGAUAGCUUGCUUCAAUUUUCUCUUUGUUGCAUUGCCGUUGAGUGAAAUGUGGUCACCAUUUUGCAUUGUUUUUCGAGCUUUCUCAUCAUACUUCCUUUUAAAGUUUGAACUUACGAAUUACAAUGUAUCUUACUUUAUGUUAUUGAUUGAAUGAAAUGUUUAUGAUCAUCCAUUUUGUAGUAAAA
Molecule: messenger RNA, 824 nt
Organism: Gossypium arboreum
Lineage: Eukaryota; Viridiplantae; Streptophyta; Magnoliopsida; Malvales; Malvaceae
Exons: 2
Coding region: 214-615 (133 amino acids)
Source: RefSeq, a predicted model, not a curated record